Drosophila erecta is the source of this 1092-nucleotide messenger RNA. RefSeq lists its product as uncharacterized. The transcript has 4 exons. Lineage: Eukaryota; Metazoa; Arthropoda; Insecta; Diptera; Drosophilidae. The record is from RefSeq and is a predicted model, not a curated record. Bases 254 to 904 code for a protein of 216 amino acids.
CAGUUGCGAAUUUCAUACAACACGAGACGGUUGCCUUCGAGCGGUCGGCGUUCUACAGUCGAGCACUUCGAUUCCGCCACAGAAUUGGCCAAAAAAAGAGGAGCAGAUAAAAGCAAAAGUGGCCAGAGAAAAGAAGUUUCGCGAUUAGGCGGAAAUUAGUCGAGCAAAUAGUUAGUCAAGUGUGAGUGGUCGCGAGUGAAAAGUGGCUGGAAUACCUCAAGUCGAGAGUGUGUCAAUCGAUUGAGUGGCCAAAAUGAUUGAGCGGCGCAGUCAGCUGGAUAAGAUCAUCAUCACCGCCAUGGACCGCUUCGUCUGGUUUGUCCUGCUCGUGGUCAUGUCCCACCUGGUCACCGAGUUCACCCGCGUCUCUGGAUACGCGCGUGGCCAGCGCCACGAGUUGGUGCUGCUGAACGAUACGCUGCUGCAGCCCAUGCCCGUCCAGAACAUGGUGCUCUACCCCAGCCAGGAGUACGGCCAGUACCAGCAGCGAUCCUCCCCCUCCAUGGGAGCCAUGAGCAGCCUGCAGCAGAACGCCGCCUUCCUGCUGAGCAGCUUGGCGGCGGGAGUGAGUCCCGGAAAUGGAGCAGCUGCAGCGGGCGCAGCGGCGCCCGGAGGCAAUGCGGCCAUUUUGGCCCUCGGCGAUAGCCAACCGGCUCACGCGGCCGAGAGCACAUACCCCAUGUUCAGCCUGCGCCCCCUGAUCGACAGCAUUUUCGAGAUUCCGAUUUCGACGCUGCGUGCUGUCAACAAUCUGGUGGGUCGCCUGACCGGCGGCUACCGACAGGCGCCGGCGGAAGUGGCGCAAAAAUCCGUGGCAGCUGGAACGGCGCUGCCGCCCGGCAGGCAAGGUCCCACGCCGAGUGGCCAUUCCAGUGGCCCACAGAUGCGCGAGGAGAUGGCGUAAUCCUGGGCCCACCUUAGCCAGUAGUUGUGCGUGAAUGUUGUAGUUUCUGUCAGUGUAUGUUCGUGUGCAUUGUGACCUUUGUGAUAUAUGUGACUUGCUGUAAGCCUAGACUAAGGAUAUUUAUGUCCAUCCACAAGAAAAUUCCAAAAGAAAAUAUACAAGUAUGUGGAAUAAAUGCUAUUUCUAAA